CGGGCAGUUUGGCCCCGCCCACUCUCCGACCUCGGCGUCGGCUGCGCGAUGACGUCGACGGCCGGGCGUCCGUCCGGGCGGGGCGGGGAGGUCGGGGGAGAUGUCCGGAGAUGGCGGAUGGCGCAGAACUGAAGCACAUGGUGAUGAGUUUUAGAGUGUCAGAACUGCAAGUGCUCCUGGGCUUCUCUGGCCGGAACAAGAGUGGCCGGAAGCACGAGCUGCUGACCAAAGUGCUGCAUAUGCUGAAGACAGGCUGCAGUCCAGCAGUGCAGAUGAAAAUCAAAGAGCUGUACAGAAGACGUUUCCCCCGCAAGAGCCACUCCGCCAUGGAGCUGCCCCUGCUGUCCGUCCAGACCAGUGUGGGUCUGCCGUCGUCCAGUGCAGCGCUGGGUCUGAGCAAUCCCCCUCAGCUUCAUUACAGUGCCUCUGCUGCCUCGGCCUUGCUGUCGCCACUGCUCUCUCCCCUGGGCAUGCUCACUCCCAAACGCGAGAUAGACCUGCAGCACCUGUCGCCGCCGGUGCACCCUGACGUCAAAAUGAGGAGGCUGCCUUUCUACGAUAUCUACGACGAGCUGACCAAACCGACCACGUUGGCCUCGAAUACUGGGCAGCGGUUUGAGGAAGCUGUCGUUACUUUUGCGUUAACUCCGCAGCAGGUUCAGCAGAUCUGCUCAUCCAGAGACUUGUUACUUGGGGCUAAAGGUGAUCACACAGUACAGGUACAGCUAAGGUUUUGCUUGUGUGAGACCAGCUGCCCUCAGGAAGAUUAUUUCCCUCCCAACUUAUUUGUGAAAGUCAAUGGGAAGCUCUGUCCUUUACCGGGCUACCUCCCUCCAACUAAAAAUGGGGUGGAGCCAAAGCGACCCAGUCGGCCAAUCAACAUUACCUCACUGGUUAAGCUCACGGCGACUGUCCCCAAUGUGAUCAUGAUGAACUGGUCCUCUGAGUAUGGCAGGAAUUACUCUGUGUCGGUGUAUCUGGUCAAGCAGCUGACGUCGGCCACACUCCUGCAAAGGCUGAGAGCCAAGGGGAUCCGGAACCCGGACCACUCGCGGGCCCUGAUCAAAGAGAAGCUGACUGCAGAUCCCGACAGCGAGAUCGCCACCACGAGUUUACGCGUGUCACUUAUCUGCCCUUUGGGAAAGACGAGGCUUCACGUGCCGUGCCGUGCGCUGACCUGCACACACCUGCAGUGUUUCGACGCUGCGCUCUACCUGCAGAUGAAUGAGAAAAAGGCCACCUGGGUUUGCCCCGUCUGUGACAAGAAAGCACCUUAUGAGAGCCUGAUCAUUGAUGGGCUCUUCAUGGAAAUCCUCAACUUGUGCACACAUUGUGAUGAGAUCCUGUUCAAGGAGGACGGCUCCUGGAGCCCAAUGCAGCCAAAGAGAGUGAAGCAGGAGCCCCUGUGGACAUCAUAUAGCAGCACUGAGGCAAACACCGUAUCAAAGGAGCCCUUCUCCCGAGGAAAAUACUGCUCCCAGCGCAGUUCCAACGCUGAGGUGAUUGACCUGACGUUAGACAGCUCAUCAGACGAAGAGGAGCCUCCAGUGAAGAGACACUGCCACGUAGUGACCCCCACGCACCUCACCUCAGUCAACAAGCAGUUCCUGAACCUUCACCAGCUGCCUCCAGCACUCCAGACUCCUGUCUCGACCACGGUGUCUACAGACUACCUGCCUUCGCUCUCCAUCCCGGAAUACCACCUCUCCUACCACAUGCCGCCACUGCCUUCAGACUUUCAAGGUUUGGAUUUAUUUUCCUUCCUCCAAGCAGACGGCCAGAACCAACAGUCAGUGAUCAGCAGCUCCUCCGAAGACCUGGAUCCCAUGCGCUCUUCGCUCAGCCACUUCUUCCCCUUCACCUCGUCGCCCCAGUUCCUGGAGCCGGUGGUCAGCCCGGCUCGGAGCAUGCAUGGGACGGCUAGCCGGACCACCAGCAGCAUCAUCUCCAGCAGCGCUCCUGGGGAGAGCCGCCCACCCCCGCACACUGGCGGCACUGCCGGUGGAGCAGCUCCCAGCAACAUACUGGACGUCAUCUCCUUGGACUAAGAAGACACAAAAAAAAACCAACAGUGAGCGAGCACACCAAAUCGAAGCAGGAACGCGGUCGGAUUUGUAAAGAGCCCACAGAUCUGGACAGCAAUUCCCGGGAGAGCACACCACUCCGGUUUCACUCGGUUACCAGAUCAGUAAACUCUGGGGCACCAGCCUUCUGCCCAUAGCCAGGUAAAAAAUACCAUUGAUAAACGUUGGUCUGGACCCAUACUUCAGAACUCGCUCUUUCCCCACCACCCCUGCUACUUACCCAGUGAGAGGAAUAGGCAGAUCAGCCACACAGUUGGCCUCGGUCUGCCCUGAACUGACCGUGCCCCACUGGGAGUUGGGUAUGAUCUCUGCAUGUGCGAUUUGAGGUUCUGAAGGAUAACACAGGUGACUGUGAGUGAACUGAAGACACAUUUGUCUGUGUCUAAAAGCAGUGUCAGGCAGUUGUUUGCAGCACAGAAAGAGACUGUACCACAGGGAACAGAGCUCGAAGGUUGCUGUGAUCCACCCCACUUACACCAGGAGAGUUUGACACCGCAAGUCCCCACACGAAGAGAAGCAGAACCUUCUUGCAGUUCCCGUCCAGUUGGAGGGGAGGUAUAACCCUGAUUAUAAGCCCCUGGAGAUGCCAGGAAGAAUCCCAGCUGGAGUUUAGGGAGAGAUUCCUGAAUAAUCCCAGUAGGAGGAGGCGCUGUCAUGUUUUUAAAUGCAACCUUGUGUAUAUUUUCAAUGUUAAUUUUUCCCCCUUUUAUAAAACAAGUUACGUAAGGGAACUUUCUGUACAGAGAAAGCAAAUGAUCUAUUUUCAGUCAAGGAUAUUUUGUAAAUAUUAUAGAAAAGUAUUUUAAAAACAAAAUUUCCAAAGACUAUCUUUUAGCAGGACAAGCUAAGCAAGGCUGAAGCUCAAUUGUGCCUAUCACAUGCAGGUACCUCUAUCUGUACAUAUAACCGCAUAGUCUUCAUUGAGUAUAUCCCCAACAAAGGGACACCAACUGAUGCAGAUCGUAGACACCAGAGUUAAAAGCUGUGGGUUAAAGCACCCAAGAGGUUAAGGACGGGCUACUCCGUCACGCAUGAGGCAGGUGCUGUAGAUGUGGCAGUGGUGUCAACUUUUGGAAUUGUGUAUCAACCCAGUUAUCGCAAUUAAAGGACAAGAAAACUAACAGGCUGCUGCUGUUACUCUGUCAAAAUUUGAUGCG
Pristis pectinata (smalltooth sawfish) is the source of this 3241-nucleotide messenger RNA. RefSeq names its product E3 SUMO-protein ligase PIAS3-like. Gene Ontology annotation, molecular function: SUMO ligase activity; zinc ion binding; transcription coregulator activity. The record is from RefSeq and is a predicted model, not a curated record. Gene Ontology annotation, biological process: protein sumoylation; regulation of transcription by RNA polymerase II. The transcript is spliced from 14 exons. Lineage: Eukaryota; Metazoa; Chordata; Chondrichthyes; Rhinopristiformes; Pristidae. Bases 111 to 2048 code for a protein of 645 amino acids.